Messenger RNA from Parnassius apollo (apollo), 891 nucleotides. Lineage: Eukaryota; Metazoa; Arthropoda; Insecta; Lepidoptera; Papilionidae. The record is from the annotation of a GenBank genome assembly.
AUGCCAUUUAUUGAAGACGAAUGGUGGGCAGCCGAGAAUGAGGGCAGGAUGGUCGACCUCUCCAAUUGCCUGCAGGACGCUGUGACGGGAGGCGGGCAGGCCGCGGCUCUGCACCAGAUGGCGUCGUCUCUCGGCGAACUCUCGCAAGCCGAAAUCAGCAACAUCGUGGGUCUCGCGGAGGCUGAUGCCGAUGACCCAGACGACAUACUGAAGCAGCUCGGCGAGACCGCGUUCGACAACUUCGACACAUUCUUCACUGAUCUGACCAACUCGACCGCGACAGCCGUGCCGCCGAUCGAAAUAAAGCAAGAAGAAAAUAACAACAUAUCGCCAGCGUCCGGGAGCCAAACUCAAGGCUCGUAUUACCAACAGAAUCAACUCUCUUUACCGAACAACGGUCAACAACGUCUCCAACAACUUCUAAGGUCUGGGACCAGCGCCAUCAACAAUGCUGUAGUGAACAAUAUCAGCAAUGGCCGCUACAAUAUCGCAUCCGCCAAUCCGCUUUUGGCUGAAAAAUUAGCCGCGACAUCUAGUGGCAUAAAGCAAGAACCUAUGAGUAACGAUUAUAAUGGAGCCGGAAUGAACUAUGGAAGUGCUUCUCCAAUGCAACGAGUGCCGAGUGGAAAGCCGCAGGUGAACGACGCUGGCGGAGGUAAAGGUAAGCCUACUUUCUUCUACUUACUACCUAGAGAUAUAGAUUAUCAGAUGGGAAGGAAGGAAACUACGCUGAUCGGCGCACAGACCGCGAACGAUCGGAGCACCGACCGCGCGAGGCCGCUCCAUGUAAAUGCGGCUCUCAAGGCGCCCGGCCCACUUACUGUACCACCACAACCACCAAACACCGAACUUAUACUCUCCUACCUUAAAAUAAAGUGUUUUUUAUCUUAA